Molecule: messenger RNA, 5336 nt
Organism: Anneissia japonica
Lineage: Eukaryota; Metazoa; Echinodermata; Crinoidea; Comatulida; Comatulidae
Product: zinc finger protein 721-like
Exons: 6
Coding region: 115-3552 (1145 amino acids)
Source: RefSeq, a predicted model, not a curated record
GCAAUAUACAAUCACAUGUCAUCCAUUCACGAUUCGCUCGUCGCGUUAGACAGUUGAAAGGAAAACAACAGGAUACUUUUACUAAAAACUAAAAGAGGCAGUAACUAUGAAAGUAUGGAUAGUGAAGACUGUUUGAUGUCUGGAACAACAGUAGAUUUUUAUGAUGCGCACUUAACAGUGUGUGCAGGUCCCAGUACUUGUGAGGAACAAAAUGUGAGUGAAUGCAGUGAAUUGAAACAAUGUGAACAUGAUGGCCAUUCAAACAAAUAUUUAAAAAUGAAUGAUAAAGAGAUGACAUGUGAGUGUAAAUGCUGUGGACAAAAUUUUGAUAUAGAUACUUUGAAAACACAUUUGGGAAUCAAAACAGAAGAUGUGCUACUACUUCAGUGUGAACACUGUGGAAAGCAAUUUGAUAACAGAAGUGAAUUGGAAAAACAUUUGAAAACACAUACAGGAGACUCAACUUAUGGAAAGAAUUCUGUGAGUUGUGACAAUUUGACAGUGCACACAACAUAUGAAUGUUUUCAUUGUGGAAUGAAAUUUCCACACAGUAGCCUAUUGAAAAGUCAUCUGAGCAUACACAGCGGAGAGACACAGUAUGAAUGUGAACAUUGUGGAAAGAAGUUUAAUAUAAUGACCAGUUGGAAAGCACACGUGAUGAUACAUGCAUUAGAGAAGCCAUACAAAUGUGAAUAUUGUUUAAAGAAGUUUAAAAGAAAUAAUGCUUUGAAAACACAUUUAUUAAUACAUACAGCAGAGAAGCCAUAUGAAUGUGAAUAUUGCGGAAAGAGGUUUUUAAAAAAGAAUGGUUUGAAAACACAUUUAAUGAUACAUACAAGAGAGACGCCAUACGAAUGUGAACAUUGUGAAAAGAAGUUCUAUCACAGUAUCCAUUUAAAAAACCAUGUUUUGUGUACACACACAGAAGAUACAAAUUCUGUGAAUAGUGGCAGGAAAACUGAUUUGAAGAUGCACACAGCGUAUGAAUGUUUUCAUUGUGGAAUGAAAUUUCAACACAGGAGCUCGUUGAACAAACAUAUGAAAAUACACAGUGAAGAAACAACAUAUGAAUGUGAACAUUGUUUCAAGAAAUUUCAAAACAGGAGUUCAUUGAACAAACAUCUGAGAACACACAGUGGAGAAAGACCAUAUGAAUGUGAACAUUGUGGAAAGAAAUUUCAAAGCAGGAGUUCAUUGAACAAACAUCUGAGAACACUCAGUGGAGAAAGACGAUAUGAAUGUGAACAUUGUGGAAAGAGGUUCAACGAAAAUAGCACUUUAAAAACACAUAUGAUGUUGCAUACAGGAGAAAGGCCAUACGGAUGUGAAUAUUGUACACAGAGAUUUAUUACCAAUACCAGUUUGAAAAUACAUUUGAUGACACAUACCGGAGAGAUGCCACAUGAAUGUGAAUAUUGUGGAAAGAGGUUUAAGACAAACAGAAGUUUUAAAACACAUUUAUUGAUACAUACAGGAGAUAAGCCAUAUGAAUGUGAACAUUGUGGCUGGAAGUUCAACCAGCAUAUCCAUUUAAAAAACCAUAUUUUGAGUAAGCACACAGAAGAUAAGAAUUAUGUAAAUAGUGGCAAUUUCAAGAUGGACACAGCAUAUGAAUGCACUGAUUGUGGAAAAAAAUUUCCACACAGUAACUUCUUGAAAAGACAUCUGAGAAUACAUCGUGAAAAAACAUAUGAAUGUGAACAUUGUGGAAAAAAGUUUAGUCUAAGUGACCGUUUGAAAAUACAUUUGAGGAUACAUACAGGAGAAAAGCCAUACAAAUGUGAACAUUGUGAAAAGAGUUUCAAACAAAUUAACCAUUUAAAAAAACAUAUUUUGCGUAUGCACAAAGAAGAGAAUUUCCUAAGACGUCUCGAAUACGCUACUUCGCAGGGAAGACCCCUUGACCCCCACCGGCGGUCUUUGGGAAGGGACAGUCCACAGUCCCGGCCGCACCGCUUCAGAGAUUUUUAUGCUGCACACUUAACAGUGUCUGCAGGUCCCAGUACUUGUGAGCAGAAAAAUGUGAGUGAAUGCAGUGAAUUGAAACAGUGUGAACAUGAUGGCCAAUCAAAGGAAUGUUUAAAAAUGAACCAUGAAGAGAUGACAUGUGAAUGCAAACUCUGUGGACAAAUUUUUGAUAUAGUUACUUUGAAAACGCAUCUGGGAAUCAAAACAGAAGAUGUGCUUCUACUUCAGUGUGAACAUUGUGGAAAGCGAUUUGAUAACAAAAGUGAAUUGGAAAAACAUUUGAGAGUACAUACAGGAAAUUCACCAUAUGAAUUUGAAAAUUAUGUAAAUAAUUCUGUGAGUAGUGGAAAUUUGAAGGUGCACACAACAUAUGAAUGUUUUCAUUGUGGAAAGAAAUUUCAACACAGUAGUAAAUUGAAAAGACAUCUGAGAAUACAUAAUGGAGAGACACCAUAUGAAUGUGAACAUUGUGGAAAGAAGUUCACCCAAAAUAGUACUUUGAAAACACAUUUGAUGAUACAUACAGGAGAGAAGCCAUACAAAUGUGAAUAUUGUGGAAAGAGGUUUAAUAGAAAUACCACCAAUACAAGGAGAGCGGUGAUGGAAAUUGAACCAGGGACCAAGAGACAUCCAAGAUUCGAUACCAUGGAUCAACUACCUUCUAUAAAAGAAGUUACAACUGUGCCAUAUGAAAGGAGUUCAGGAGAUGAAUCCGAUUUCGAAAUCAAAACAGAAGAUGUUUUAUUUCAAUGUGAACGUUGUGGAAAGGCGUUUGAUAACAAAAGUGAAUUGGAAAGACAUUUAAAAGUACAUGCUGGAGAAAUGUCUUGUGAAAAUGAGACCCCAUAUGAAUGUAAACACUGUAAUCAGAAAUUUAAUAAAAAAGAAAGUUUGCAAACACAUUUAAUGUCACAUGCAGGAGAAAAACGAUUUGAAUGUCAAUUCUGUGGAAAGAGAGUUACCAGAAGUACUACUUUAAGAACACAUAUGAGAAUACAUACUGGAGAGACACCAUUUGAAUGUGAACAUUGUGGAAAGAAAUUUAAAAGCAGGUUCAAUCUGAAAUUACAUUUGAGAAUACAUACUGGAGAGAGACCUUAUAAGUGCGAGCAUUGUGGAAAGGGGUUUAGAAUCUGCGGCAAUUUAAAUAAACACAUGAGGAUACAUACAGGUGAAACACCAUAUGAAUGUGAAGAAUGUGGAAAGAAAUUUAAUCAAAAUAGCACUUUGAAAACUCAUCUGAUGAUACACAGAGGUGAAACACCGUACGAAUGUGAAUUUUGUGGAAAGAAGUUUACUCAGAAUAGUGGUUUGAAAGCACAUUUGAGGACGCAUACCGGAGAGACACCAUAUGAAUGUGAACAUUGUGGAAAUAAAUUUAAACAGAGGAAUGCUUUAAAAACUCAUUGGACGGUGCACUCUGAAGACAUGCCUUAUGAAUGUGAACAAUGUGCAAAGAAGUUUAAACAGAAAAGCCAUUUGAACAGACAUUUGAAAACGCAUACAAAAGAGAAACCAUAUGUGUCGAAUAACAACCGAUUUGGUUCAGAUCACUGGUUAAGCAUCGUUGGGUUAUCAAAUUGAUUGUAUACCAAAUAUUACCACAUGUUUCUUAAAGUGUAUCUAAAAUGUAUGGUUCUGUGUUGUAAUUUAAUUUAAUUUGUCUUAUGGUCAGAGAACGGUAUGUACUGUACACUUGGCAGUGUGUGCGUCUUGCACUUGACUGCUAGUAAAUUUGCAGUUUUAAAUUUUUUAUUCCCGAUAAAAGAAUGCAGAUAUUUAACUGAAUUUUUUGUGUGUAAAAUAUACUACCUUAAAGUAGCAUAGAAUGCAUUUCCUGAGAUUUAGUGAAACAAAUUUUUUAGGGAACCAUGCCCCAGAUUUUCUGGGGUAGGAGCUUUCGAACCUGGCAUCACUGUUGUGGUCUUGUUACCCAGUACUUUUUUAUUGCCCCUUUAGCAUUAGAUAUGUCCCUGUCAGCAUUUACACUCCUGUGGAAUGUGUGAAAAAUUGGUACUGUAUUUAUUGUGGUUGUCAGGUUAAGAAACUGUUUUGACCUAAAUAUUACACUGACUAAACAAAUACACACAUACAUCAUUUGUCAUAAAUAUGUUUUACGAUUAAUGGAAAAAAUAGGAGGAAAAAUGAGUUAGUACCUUAAGAAAUGUCUCGAUUCAACGACAUGAACGGUUCUAUUGUAGACUGGGUCUGUUAUAAAAGCUAACUAAAUAAAUAGUUUCAACGUUGUGUGUAAUGUUAAAGCAAUUGAUUAUGCGCUUACAUAAUUGUAAAUACAUUUCUCUGGUAUAUUAAAUAAUUAAUAAUUACUGUAACUCGAUAAGGAUCUGUUUUCUGACACAACUACAAGUUGCAACUAUGCGUGGCAAUGAAGGCUGUAUAGAUACAGUACUCCUCGUCCCAGGAUAUGACUUCUUUGGCCGCCAUAUGUAGGCAUUAUCCCAUACCAGCUGUGGUGUAGCCUAUUGAAGUCUUUGUUAAACUUCUUAAUUGUAAGUGUUAUUUGUCUGCACAAUGUAUUUUUUUCAUGUACAGUAUUAUUUAUUUUCAGGUAAAGAAUGUCAAAUUUAUUAUUUACAGGUAUUCAGAAGUGUUAAAAGUGUAAGUUAAUUGAGGUGUAAUUUCAGUGAAUAAUUGAAAUAAAUCUAAACGUUUUGCGUUGCUACACAAUUUGAUUUUUCAAUACAGAUUGCGUUUUACUGUAUGUAGUGGGGAUGGCCUAAUGGCCUUAUAUUCGUGUACCAACCAAUGCUGUAGCCAGGAUUUUCAAACAGCGUGGGACAAUUUUAGGGUGGACCCAAUUUACGCAUAACCUUAAAUAAUGUGGACACAUUUUACGCAAAAAUAUAAGCAAUCUGGACCCAUUUUCUAAAAAUUUUACCCAUUUUAGGUUAAAUAUGAGAAAUCUGGACCCAUUUUCCAAAAAGUGAACUCAUUUUGUGCAUACAACAACAUAAUUUGAACCCAUUUUUAAACUUUGGACCCAUUAGAAAAUCGUGUGUCCCAACUGUCCUAAUAGCUGGCUACAGCAUUGGGACUAACACGUAUGAUGUAGAUUGUCAAAAAGUACCUUACUGUAGUACUCGUAGUACAUGUAGUGUAUAUAUUAAGAGGAUUAAUCAUUCAAUAGCAGCCUAAUUUUGUUUUCCUUUGCAAAAACCUGAAUACUUAAAUGGGAAUAAAAUGUACCAUAUUGAUACCGUUCUAUCAUACAGUAGGGCCCUAUGUGAGUGUUACAAUAUUUCAUUGUAGGCAAGGUUAAUUCCCACAAUCAACUAAUAGCAGCCUAAAAAAACUUGAAUAAUUUAAUAUUUGUAGAAAUAUAUAUAUGUAGUGUACGGUAUAGAUAA